Mercenaria mercenaria is the source of this 5694-nucleotide messenger RNA. RefSeq names its product tubulin polyglutamylase TTLL11-like. Gene Ontology annotation, biological process: protein polyglutamylation; microtubule cytoskeleton organization. Gene Ontology annotation, cellular component: cilium. The record is from RefSeq and is a predicted model, not a curated record. Bases 284 to 2911 code for a protein of 875 amino acids. Gene Ontology annotation, molecular function: tubulin binding; tubulin-glutamic acid ligase activity. The transcript has 9 exons. Lineage: Eukaryota; Metazoa; Mollusca; Bivalvia; Venerida; Veneridae.
CUCAUUUGUUGACAUGUUGCGAGGAAUGGCGGAUUGCAAACUUUUGUCAUUGUCAUAUGGUUAAACAUAUGAGAUGGAGAUCUUUUGCACAUUGACAACAGAUUAUGGUUGACGUUUUGUAUAGAUUAGAAGGUUUACUUUCAAAUGUUUAUUAUAGGAUAACCUUGACCUCGUGGCAAUUCGUUUGAAAUUGAGAAUUUUAUCUUAUUUUUAAUACAAAUUUUAAUUAUUCCAUCGACUAAAUCUGGAUAUAAGCCAGUGAAUACUUAAUUGAACCGUUAAAAUGAGUGCGUCAAAAAAUAAAAGGAAUACUGACAUCUUGCGAGGCAUAGAUUUUAGGAGAGAACUGACGUUUCGUGAGAAGAAAGUUGCUGAAAUAAAACGUGAAAAGAUGAAGAUUCUGGCUGAUGUAAAGCCAGUUCCAAAGUACAUGAUUACAGUUGACCUUUCCCAUGCUAGAGGAAAUUUAGAUGCUCUCCGAAUGUGCUUGACAGAAUUAGAAUGGAAACAGUAUCCAUUUGGAAGAAAGGACCAACAUUGUGAUAUACACUGGCAGUGUCAAAACUUUGAACAGAACCCAGACCUAUAUGGAGGCAAAGUUAACAAGUUUCCAGGUAUCAGCUGUAUUUGUAGUAAGAACAACCUGUUUCGAGUUUUAGACCAGAUGCGUGCACUGUACCCAGAUGACUAUGACUUUUAUCCUCGUACCUGGUACCUUCCAGAACAGCUUCAACAACUAGCUCACGAUAUACGCAAAAUGAAUGAAAAAAGAAUCAAACCGCGCCCCACAUUUAUUGUGAAACCUGACGCUGGUUCUCAGGGCGAAGGCAUAUACCUAAUAAGAGAUGUUCAGGAUUAUUUAGUUAACAAUGGGCGGGCAAAUGUCUGCCAAGAGUACCUCUGUGAUGUGUUCUUAAUUGAUAAGUUCAAAUUUGACUUCAGAGUUUACGCUGUUCUGAAAUCAAUAGAGCCGUUAGAACUCUAUAUCUGCAAAGAAGGGCUGGCAAGAUUUUCAACAGUUCCAUACGAAAGCCCUACUAGUAAAAACUUGCAUGAAACAUUCAUGCAUUUGACAAAUUAUUCGCUCAAUAAAAAAAGUUCAACGUUUAAUCGAUCAGAACGAGACGAUGAAGGCAGUAAGAGAACUUUAUCGAGUGUGUUCAAUAGAAUGAAAAGACACGGUUAUAAUACCGACAGGAUUUGGAAAAGGAUAGAACAUAUAAUUGUGAAAACAAUAAUAGCCAUUAUACCAGAUAUGAAGAUAGAAAUGCUUGCCGCCCUUCCACCGAAUAAACCAGGACCAACAUGUUUCCAGAUAUUAGGUUUUGAUAUACUGCUCUUACACAACCUGAAGCCCAUGUUGCUCGAAAUCAACAGUAGUCCGAGCCUACGGAUAGACAGCGAGGUUGAGGUGUCGCCGGGGAUUGUGGAGUACGUUCCUAGCCCCAAGGACGAAGAGGUGAAGAUACCUCUGAUUCGAGACACACUGUUACUGGUCGCCCCGAAGAAGAAAGUAAACUAUUUAGAAAGUUGGAAAGAGGUGGUACACGGAGAGGAAAUGUUGUAUAAAAAGUUAUCAUCUAAACGUCAGAAGAAAAAGAGGGCUCGGCGGGAACGUCGUCGACAGAAACAUGAAGAAGAAGAUAAAAAGCACAGAGAGGAAGAAGAGAGUCGCGGUCCUGUUCAAACAGAACGUGACGGUGUUAUUCACGUUGAAACACAACAUCCACGCAGCAGUAUCAUCAUUAUCAAAUCACAAGAGGAUGAAGAUCCGCCAAAGAAAAUGCAUCGCGAAAGUUCGUUUUUGUUGCCAAGUGUUCAUAAUGUAUUCACGAAUCGUCCCGAAACUGACUAUUUCAAUAAAGAUCAAAAUCACAACAGUAUAGGGAAUGAUGGAAUGGAUAGUUUGACACUGGCUUACAAAGAAAGAACAGACUUUGUAGAUAAAGUGGAAGAAGAUGAAACUGACAUUGUUGAUAGAUUGAUACAUGAUAACUUGACAGAUCAUGAAAAUAGUACUGCCAAAGAUGAAAAUUUAAAAAAUAACUCUGAAAUAAAGCGUUCUGCCAAUGAUUUUUGUGUUCAAGAUAUAGAAAAUCAGGGAAAUGAAAUUAGUCACAGUAGAUACAGAAACAAUAGAAAUAACAGUGAUAUUAACAGUCAAGGUGACGGUUGCCAUGACGACAGCAAGAUGGAGGAAAGCAGUAACAGUGAAGAGGAAGUGGAGUCAGAGCCAUAUGAGAGUUGUCUUAAAAUGCUCUAUCCUGAACCACUUGCAAAGAAAUAUGAAUGUUUAAGAAUUUAUGAGAAGCUGGCAGAAGUCUUCAUAGUGUCAUUAGGAGUGAGAGCUGCUCAGAGAUUGGGACCUACAGGCUUCAGGACAUUUGCUAGGAAGUGCCGUUUGAACAAGAAGGGUAUCACCAAUGCUACAAUAGAUAUUCUGUUCAUAGACAUGCAGCGGAAAUGGGAGCACGUGAAUCCUGAGCGAACCACUGGUAAACCUGGUCUUGGAUUCCGAGGUUUCUUAGAUGCUUGUCACGAAAUAGCACGAAGGAAAUUUGCAAAUGGCAGUACGUUAGAAACCAUGGAAGACUUUAUUGACUACUGCCAAGAAAAUUUACGAGAGGACCAGCUCUUCCAGGCCCGGUGCAAUCCUCGCCUGUUGCCUCGUAGGGCCAGACCUCAUGGUUACCCGAUACUGGAACCAAUGGUUUCACCAGUCAGUUCGUUGAUUGUGGAGGAACAAACAGGUAUUCUGCUAGACAGUCGCCUUCAUGCCAGACACUAUACAAAACCGUCAUCGGCUGAAGAUGUCGAUCAGUUUCUACGGAGACAUGGGCAGUUGCGGGCUAUAAAGCCAAGAAAGAGAGUGAAAUCACGUAACAGAAUCAAAGAAAAGGACGAAACAUGAUGAUCAUGUUUUUUGAAACGACUCUUUUUUGCAAUUUAUGAAAAGAAAAAAGUCAUGGAAUUUUAAGUAAAAGUACUAAAAAUGGUGCUGAACAAAACAAAUCUGGACUUCCCAUGACAUAGAACAAAGUGCCCCAAAAUCCCACUAUAUAACCAUGAUAAAACUGUUACAAUUCACUAUUACCUAUAUGACAGAAGAUAUGUACAUGACAACUGUUACAAUUCACUAUUACCUACAUGACUGAAAAUACCUACAUGAUGAAGCUGUUAAAUUCACUGAUACCAUUAAAUUCAGUUAAUUCACUGUUACUGCACUAUAGAUUUUUAUAUAAGUGGAGUUUUUUAUGUAAUCUUUUAAGGAGUGCCACGAAUCAGGUCUUGACGUAACAGGAAGUGGUUUUGAAUUUGGAAUAAAAUUCCAGUGGAUUCCUGUCUACACUUCAUUUUAUCAUAUUUAUAGUUUAUAUACAUUUUUAUAAUAUCCAAAAGAGAUCAUUUUAUAUAGUUACUUAUUACUAUUAAUACAUUCUAUGUGUGCAAUAUUGCAUUUUUUUUAUUCACAGUCUACUAAGUUGAUGUUGAGGUGUUUAGUUGAUUGUUUAGAAUCUUUAUUUAUUUAUUUAUUUACUUAUUCCAAAUAGCCAAGGUAGACAAAAAAUACUUCUUUUUUAAGCUUGCAGUACUAGAAGUUUUCACAUUGCAUCGUACUGACAUCAAGUUUAUUCUCCUGACGUCUAAAAACAGGACUGAACACAUUUUUUGAAUUACUGAAAAAAUGUGUAAUUAAAAAAAAAAACGGGUUUAAUUAAUUUAUGUCAAAAAUACUGUUUGAAAAUGUCCAUGACAAUAGUGAUGAAUUAGUUAUUAUAUGCAUAUUGUGAUUACAUUUAAUUUCUUGGGCAUAAAAUAUUGCGUGGAUAUGAUAUUCUGGAUUUUUAUCUUUAGAAGAUGCAAUUAAUAGGAAUUUUAUUUGUUCAUUGUUUCUUCACUGUUUAUUUGGAUUAAAUUUGAAUGGACUGACACAGCCCAGAAAGUCAUGAAAAUCAUCGUACUCCCCCUAUAAAUAUCAAUGAUCAACUAAUAAUAUAAGGAUUUAUCUUUGCUUUAAGUUUAUAUGCAUAUGCAAAUAUCUGGAACAUUCAAAUAAAUGGUAUCUGGGUUAUUUAAAUAUGCAGACAAGUGGAAUCAGCUGUAACUAAAUUCAUUAUAAGAAGAGAAUUUAAGUGCUACUUUGUUUUUAGUGAGUACUCUUUCAUAGUUGUUUGGUUUGGUUUGGCUGUGUUUUGUAUGUUACUGUUACAUUCUGGCUUUUGCCUUUGAAUUAUUAUGAUCAUGCUUUAUAACCUGUACUGUACCGUCACUAAGAGGUUGUAAUCUACUCGUGCAGCUGGGGAUUAUGUGUUUAGAUAUAAACAUUUUGGGAACUUGAAUCAUGCAAGUGACUGAAUUAGCACAGAUAUUGCACCAGUGGAGCAUUUAUGAAUUCAGUCUCUACUGGAUCAAAGAGCAACUGGUUCACAUUUUGUUUUGACAGUGAAAUUGACAUAAUUCCUGUUUUGGUAAUCUAAUUGCAAAAAGAAGCCAUAUAGCUGGCUUUUGGUAGUUCUACCCAGGAGUCUACCUAUGCCACUGAUAAUGCAUGGUGAUACAUCUGGGGUCUUCAGCUACAAUAAGACACUGGAAAAUUUCAACGACCUGAAACUCUGUUGGUGCAACAUAAUACCAAGUGCCAGUAUUGUAUUGUUUUGGGACAAAGCCGAUAUAUUUGUUUGCUCAAUUAGUUUUCAUGUUGAGAAUUCUUUUUGUUCUCCUGUGAUAAUAUUCAAUGUUUAAUGUAUCACCACAUUUUGUAUUUUCACUUUUGCUUUCAUACUAAGGAAGAAUAUCAAAAAUCAUGUAUAAUAAAUAUGGAGCCUUUUGGUUACAUUUUUUGCUGCUUUCUUUAAAGGACAGCUAGAAGCCUAUUUCAGUCAUAAUUUUAGUACAUAGCUAACUGGUCAAGGAUUUAUUACACAUUUUAACAAUGUGGUUUUAAAAUAAAUAUUUCUAGAAAUUCUGUAUUUAAGUAUUAGGUCUUCCCCCAUAGACAUAUUUUUGUUUUCGCCGUCUGUCUGUCCUUCCACAUUAAGCUUGUCCAGCUUUCACAGGUCAAACUACUAGCUAUAUUUUGACUAAACUUCACAGGAGUGAUCAGUACCAAUCCCAGUUGUGCCUAUUGCUGACACAUUCCGCUUCGCUGCACAAAAUGGCCACCAGAACUAAAAAGUAGAAAAAUCUUGUCAAGUUUUCACAGGUCAAACUGCUGGACAGAUUUUGACGAAAUUUCACACGAGUGUUCAGUACCAAGCCUAGUUGUGUAUAUUACCUACACAUUCCACUGCGCUGCACAAAGUGGCCGCCAGAGCUGAAGGUAUACAUGGGGCGGGGGGGGGGGGGGGGGGGGGGGGGGAGACAUGCUUUUGUGACAAAAACACUUAGUUUAUAUUGCUUUUCAAUAAAUUUACAAUGACUCACAAAAUGAGCAGUUUUAUCAUUUCAAAACUUUUGACAUAGAUAUGAAAGCAAAGAGGCAAAAAUCUUUAAUGUUUAUAAAACAAAUGUAUAUAAAUACAGAUGGACUUCCUAUAUUGUUCUGUCAUUUUGUCUUUUAUAAAUUUUAAUUGCACAGCUUAUAUUUAUAUGUAUGUCAUAUAUAAUUUAUAAACAAUUUUAUGUUAUUUUGUUAAGCUUGAUAAAAUGACUUGCAUAUUAAUAAAAUAUAUUUGUCAAAAAUGCAAGAUCGUC